UGCAGCAAUAUUUAUCUGUCAUGAAUGAGGAAGCACAGAACAGUACAGAGCAGACUAUGACUUCUGUGACUGCAGCUUUCUGGGCUCCAGAUGGCUGUAUAUAGUAAUUUUCUGCUUGUCGUGCUUUUGUGGAUGUGUUGCACCAUUAUAAGUGGGUUAUUUACAGUACAGGCCAAAAAGUCUCACUACAUGGCAGAGUAUGGGGGUAACGUCUCCAUGGAAUGUCAAUUCACAAUGGACUUGGGAACAAGUAUUGAAAAUUUAAAUGUUUUAUGGAAACACAGAAGAGAUAACAUGAACAGUGUAGAAGUAGUAAAGUAUAUAAAUGGCAAAAAUAUAGAAAUAUCGCAAAGCAGCAGUGGCAGUGACCGCAUGAAGCUGUUAUCAAAUGAACUGCGCAAGGGUCGUGCCAUCCUUCACAUCAGUAAAGUAAAGAUGACUGAUGCAGGUCAAUAUCUCUGCAUUAUAUCUUCUCAAGGAUCAGAUUUUAAAGUGAUGAAUCUGGAUGUGCAAGCACCAUACAAGGAAAUCACAAAACAGGUCACAUAUGUGGUUAAUUCCUCUGGAGAAACAGUCAGAGAAGUUUCCUGUCAGUCAUUUGGAUAUCCAGAGGCCAAGGUCACCUGGAUGAUAGACAACAAGAACUUCACGGUGGUCCAUAACACCAGCUACACACUAACUGCUGACAGAUUGUUCAAUGUCACCAGCAUAGUCAGAAUCCCAGCCAUGUCUGAUAGAACACUCACUUGCACCUUCUGGAACAAAAUCACUCAUAAUCCAACAUCUCUCACUUUCAAUGUCUCAGAAAAUGUGAAAAAUGAAAAAUCUCAAGCAUGGAAACUUUCAUUUGUCAGUUUGACAAUAUUAAUUGUAAUAGUUGUCUUCAUAUUAGUGUAUGUUUCAGGACGAUACAAAAAAUGUCAUCAGUUAAGGACAAGCAUCUGCACUGACACUCUCCGUAUCAAUGCUGAUAUGUCAUCAGCAAACAAAUAUUCUAGCAGUCAUUUUGGAAGCAAAUCUGGGGACACAGUAGUUGAUGUAAAAAACACUGUCACAAGACUCCUGAACAGUUCCUGAGAUCUGUCCAAUGAUAAAACUACAAGCAAAGCAGGAUGGAGAAUAUUUCAUUUGCACUUUAUGAAAGGAGAACGUUUACUUCAUUGAGGUUUUGUGUUUGGCAGGUCCAAAACAUUGCUUGUUCGGAAUUAUGCUUUGUUAUGUCUGUUAAUAGAAAAAAAAUUAUAUGGAACUAUUAUUAUUAUUUAUUUUAAAGCACCAUUAAUUCCAUGGUUCUGUACAUCCAGUCGGGGUUA
Messenger RNA from Bufo bufo (common toad), 1313 nucleotides. Its product is annotated as programmed cell death 1 ligand 2-like. Gene Ontology annotation, cellular component: external side of plasma membrane. The record is from RefSeq and is a predicted model, not a curated record. The transcript has 7 exons. NCBI's taxonomy places the organism in Eukaryota, Metazoa, Chordata, Amphibia, Anura, Bufonidae. The coding region runs from base 91 to 1077 and encodes 328 amino acids. Gene Ontology annotation, biological process: negative regulation of T cell proliferation; cellular response to lipopolysaccharide; immune response.